Zonotrichia albicollis (white-throated sparrow) is the source of this 5169-nucleotide messenger RNA. It is a transcript of the gene MAP3K7, whose product is annotated as mitogen-activated protein kinase kinase kinase 7. Gene Ontology annotation, molecular function: MAP kinase kinase kinase activity; ATP binding; magnesium ion binding. NCBI's taxonomy places the organism in Eukaryota, Metazoa, Chordata, Aves, Passeriformes, Passerellidae. The record is from RefSeq and is a predicted model, not a curated record. Gene Ontology annotation, biological process: JNK cascade; protein phosphorylation; immune response.
GCUCCCCCACCCCCGCCGCGGCCCCCUCUCCCGCUGCCGCCGCUGGGGCUGGCGGCGGAGCCCGGCUGCGGCCCCGGGGCGCCGCCUUCUCUCGCCCGGGGACGCGCGGCCGAGGCGGUCCCGAGCUGCGCAGAGGCCGCGGCCUAGGGCAGUCGGCGCGGCGCCCCGCGGGGGUGCGGGAGGGCGCGGGAUGCGCAGCGGCGGCGCCGGGGCCUGUGCCCGCCGCCACUGAGGCCCGAGGCCGCCGCGGAUGCGGCCCCGGCGGCGCCUCGGCCAGGCCCGCCCCGACCUGCGCCCGGAACCGCCGCCGAGCCCCGCGUAGCCCCGGCUCCGGCCCUCGGCUGCCCGGUGCCGGACCCUCGCGUAGCCCCGGCCCCCUCUCCUCCCUGCGGUGAAAGAGGAGGCAUGUCCGCUGCCGCCUCCGCUGAAAUGAUUGAAACCCCCCCGGUCCUCAACUUCGAAGAAAUCGACUACAAAGAGAUCGAGGUGGAAGAGGUUGUUGGAAGAGGAGCCUUUGGUGUAGUCUGCAAGGCAAAAUGGAGAGCUAAAGAUGUAGCCAUUAAACAGAUAGAAAGUGAAUCUGAAAGAAAAGCCUUCAUUGUAGAGCUUCGACAACUGUCACGGGUAAACCAUCCCAAUAUUGUCAAGUUAUAUGGAGCCUGCCUAAACCCAGUGUGUCUUGUUAUGGAGUAUGCUGAAGGAGGUUCUCUAUACAAUGUGCUGCAUGGUGCUGAACCUCUGCCUCAUUAUACUGCCGCACAUGCCAUGAGUUGGUGUUUACAAUGUUCCCAAGGAGUGGCAUAUCUCCACAGUAUGAAGCCAAAGGCUCUAAUUCACCGAGACCUGAAACCACCAAAUUUGCUCUUGGUAGCUGGGGGGACUGUUCUAAAAAUCUGUGACUUUGGUACAGCCUGUGAUAUUCAAACACACAUGACCAACAACAAAGGAAGUGCUGCUUGGAUGGCACCUGAAGUUUUUGAAGGUAGCAAUUACAGUGAAAAAUGUGACGUUUUCAGCUGGGGUAUUAUUCUCUGGGAGGUAAUCACCCGUAGGAAACCUUUUGAUGAGAUUGGUGGUCCAGCUUUCCGGAUAAUGUGGGCAGUUCACAAUGGUACUCGGCCACCACUGAUCAAAAAUUUACCUAAACCAAUUGAGAGUUUGAUGACCCGUUGUUGGUCCAAGGAUCCCUCACAACGGCCGUCCAUGGAGGAAAUUGUUAAAAUAAUGACACACUUGAUGCGGUACUUUCCAGGAGCUGAUGAACCUCUGCAAUAUCCUUGCCAGUAUUCAGAUGAAGGCCAAAGCAACUCUGCCACUAGCACAGGUUCAUUCAUGGACAUCACUUCUACGAACACAAGUAACAAGAGCGAUGCUAACAUGGAGCCAAGUGACUUCCAAGGAGCUUCUACCAAUGACACUAUUAAACGUUUAGAAUCAAAAUUGGCACAGCAAAUCAAAAAUACAGCCAAGCAGCCGGGUGACCCUGGCCGUUUGAGUUUGCCCCCAUCCCGUGGGAGCAGCGUUGAGAGCUUGUCAGAUGUUCGCGCACGACCACCGUCCGCCCUUGUUUCCGGAGAAGCCAAAAGGAUGAGUGCUGACAUGUCUGAAAUAGAAGCAAGAAUUGCUUCCAUCACAGCCUAUUCCAAGCCUAAACGAGGCCAUCGUAAAACUGCUUCAUUUGGCAACAUUCUGGAUGUCCCUGAGAUCAUCAUACCAGCAGGAAACGGACAGCAGAGGCGCAGAUCCAUUCAAGAUCUUAGUGUUGCUGGAACAGAGUCCAGUCAGGAGAGUAGAAACAGCAGUAGAUCAUCUAGUCCUAGUGUGAGAAUGAUCACUACCUCGGGACCAACCUCUGAAAAGCCAACGCGUAAUCCAUGGACACCAGAUGAUGCAGAGACCAAUGGGUCAGAUAACUCCAUCCCAAUGGCAUAUCUCACAUUAGAUCAUCAGUUACAGCCUCUAGCACCAUGCCCAAACUCCAAAGAAUCUAUGGCUGUGUUUGAACAGCACUGCAAAAUGGCACAAGAAUAUAUGAAAGUUCAGACAGAAAUCGCAUUGCUCUUGCAGAGGAAACAAGAACUAAUAGCAGAACUGGACCAGGAUGAAAAAGACCAGCAAAAUACAUCUCGUCUGGUACAAGAACAUAAAAAGCUGUUAGAUGAAAACAAAAGUCUCUCAACAUACUAUCAGCAAUGCAAAAAACAAUUAGAGGUCAUCAGAAAUCAGCAACAGAAGCGGCCAGGCACAUCAUGAUUUCCUGGGACCUUUCAAAUGAAAAAUAUGCACAGAAAAGACUGAUUUUUUUUUUAUUGAUAUUAUUAUCCCUUAUUAUGACAACUCAUGAGUGUUAGCUUCUUGGUGUGAUCUGUAUGUGUCUGCUACACUUAACAUCAUUUAAUUUUCUUUUUCCUAGGUGAAAUCCAGUUCAACAGGUUAAUUGAAUAGAGUGAAAAAACAGUGACUUGAAUUAACCAAUAGCCCUCAAUUUAAAGCAAGAAGAGUGGCUGUUUGCAUGCUCCUUGUGUGAAGGCUAGCCUAACAAGUGUUGAGGAGGCUGCUAAAUUGUGAGAACUUAUUUUUAGUUUUUGGUGUUGCCUCAGUAAGAGCAAAAAAGAAAAGACUUUCCUGUUUAAGAAUGGUUUUGUUCCAGUGUCUCAUCUCAAACUAUUAUUAUGAUGAUUAUUUUCAUAAUAAACUGAAACAUGCAGCAAGCUGCAGAGGUGAUGUUGGCUGAUCAGAGUAAUUCAUGAUGCAUUAGUGGUGCCUUUUACCUGUAGACAGUGUAUUUUUCCACAUGCAAAAUGGUAGGCAAGCUGAUGCCAGCAUUCUCAGUUCAGUGCUUGAUAGCCCUGCAUUUUGACUAAUAUAUUUCUUGUAAUCUUGCAUUCAUAAAAUAUUUGAAGUAAAAGGCUGUAUUUUGUUUACUUUCUUGGGGCGAAUGGCAUGCAGUUUUAUUUAAAUACGGGCCAGAAGUUAGGAAGGUGAUCACUUUACACAAUACACACUUUACACUUUAUACAUGGGACAGAAUUGAUCCCUUGUGUAAAAGAGAUAUCAUCAAAAUAUGUAAAAGUGUGUUUCAAACUUUUAAAACUUUUGUCCCUGUAGAAUCUUUGAAAGAAAAUUCAGAAAGAAGAUUAAUACACUACUUGAAAUACUUGCUCCCUCUAUGUUUUUGCUCCGUUAUUGAUUUUGUUUCAGGAGGUUUUUUUUCUUAAAGUUAUUUGAUGAAAAGCAUUUACCAUAAAUGUAAAUAAGUUUGUUUUAGAUAGAGUGGGGAAAGAGUGUGGGGAAAUUACUUUAUUUUAAAUAGCAAAUUAUAAAAUGGAGUUGAGUAUUCGAAUAGUGGAAACUAUUAAGAAAAUGAGGGAAAUAGCUUAGAUCUCCAUCAGGAAUCUCAGUUAUUCCACUCAUUUGAACAUAGCUCAGAGGAAGCUCAUUUACAGAAUGCCUGCUGCCUUUGUGACUGAAGAAUUGCAUUUAAUGAGGUGGAGUGGAAUAUGUAAUGCUCAGUGUUGAUAUUUACCAUUAUUACAUAGGAGAAGAUAAUUACUUGUUUACAUAGAAGAUUGAUUAUUUGGAUUAUGUAUUAACUUUUAACUGGUACAAAAAUGAGACACUUCUAUAUACAAUGGUAAAUUACUCCUUAUAUAAAUACAUAAGUUCUUGAUGUUCUCAGUUACAGGCAGGGUUUUAAUAACACUUGUUUGCAAAAUUAAAAUAGGAAAUUGAAGUUUAGCUGCUGAGCCCUAUAAAUAAAAGAUAACUAAUCUGAAAUUUGAAGUACACUUAUUUCAAAUGAAUAGUUACUCAUACCCAUGAGCAGAACUUGGAAAAACCUUAAGGGGAAAAACCUCAUACUAUUUUCUCUUUCUCGUCCUGCCUACUUGAUAAAAACUAUUACUACAGUUGUGCUGAUCUGUGAACAGCAAAGAGGACGAACAACUUACUGAACAUCCUGUCUUGAAAAUAAAUCUAUUGUUGGCAAAGCUUUGGGAGUUAGAAACCUUUCCCUCGAUUUAUUUAAAUAAAGGAAGGGUUCUCAUUCCCAAAACCUUAACAGAUAAUUUGAUUAGUUAGCUGAAACUGAUAUUGGGAUCAACUUAAGGGCACACAUAUUUAUAGCAAAAUGUAAUUGAGGGAGAAAAUAACUCUAGUAUUAGGAAUAGCACAAGUUAUCCAAAGCAUUGCUGUUCACAUACAUCUGUCUAUCUACCAAAAUGGAGACACUCAGUGAUCAGCAGCUUACUUAACAUAUGCUGAAGCAUUAAGUAGAGCAGCAUAAAUACUGAUGCUCAACUUCAGAGGCAUUGAUAGUUACAUACACAAAAUCAUUUCUCAGGACAGUUUUUACAUUUUUGCUGUGUAGUAAAAGAGAUAUGCUUAAGGUCAAUCUGUUGUAUGUGAAAAGUCACUUUAUGGCAAGGUUUGAAUAAUCGAAGUGAAUGCAGUGAAAAAUUAAUGGUACAUAAUACAAAAGUAAUUUCUACAAAUUGUUAAUGAUUUUCCAGGGUUUACAUCAAAAAGGGUCUCAGAUUAUAAAAUAAGUGCUGUCCUACCAUGCAUUGUUGGCUUCAAUCAAUAGUUUGGUUUUAUCACCUAAUUUUCAAAAGAAAUUUGGAGUUUGACUUUUUGCCUUCAAAUUGUCCUUUUCUUAAUUUUACUAAAAAUUUCAAAAAUACUUGCCCAGAUUUCUCACUGAGGUUUUCCAUAUGAAAAAAAUUAUCAUAAAAAAAACCUCUAAGGGUAAAACACGACAGCUUGGGCUAAGAAGAGUUUUAACAGCUUAACUUUCAGUGACCUUUAUUGUUUUCAUAAGGCUCUUGUUUUAAAGUUGUUUACAAAUGUGCUUUUAUUCUUCUGUUAAACUAUUUGGACUGUUCAGGAACUUUUCUCAUGUACUCUUCUGUUCAGUUAAAGCUGUUCCUCUAAUAAUGGAGGUGAAACAUCUAGUUUGGUUGGGCACUGCCUUCUCAGAAAAGGUAACAGGCUCUGCUUUUUGUUAGUCUGUGUUCUGUAAGAUAUUUUGUAAUUGAAGUAUGCUUCUGUAUACUAUGCAGUUCUUCCAAAAAUGCUUUUUUAGGCUUUUUGGUUUGUUAUUUUUUCUGAUGAGGAGUUGAAGAUUGUAAUUCAAAACUUGUACAUAAAAUGGUGAAUGGUUUCAUAUGA